AUGUCGACGGCGCGAACCGUUCGGUUAAGUCGUGAAAUAAAAAACAUGAAAGAGAAACCUGUAUGGGGAAUAACUUGUCAUCCUUUGAAGGAGGAUGUUUACGAUGUGCUCCAGGUGAAGAUGGCAGGUCCGCGAGGAUCUCCUUACGAGAAAGGAUUAUUUGAACUCAUCAUAAACAUACCUGACAAAUACCCGUUUGAACCUCCACAAGUUAAGUUUGUCACGCCUGUGUAUCAUCCGAAUAUUGAUAAAGGUGGUCGUAUUUGCAUGAAUAUGUUGAAAAUGCCAACAAGAGAAACAGAAGGUUGGCUUCCAACCAUCACUAUAGAGACCCUGCUCAUAUCAAUACAAACACUCCUCGCGAACCCUAACCCCGACGACCCAUUGAUGAUGGAAAUAGCAAUGGAAUAUAAAUCCGAUAUUGAUAAGUUUAAGGAGAACGCUAGCAAACACACAGAACAAUACGCUGUAUAG
Molecule: messenger RNA, 474 nt
Organism: Danaus chrysippus (African queen)
Lineage: Eukaryota; Metazoa; Arthropoda; Insecta; Lepidoptera; Nymphalidae
Source: the annotation of a GenBank genome assembly